UAUAGUGUACAGUUAAUCCUGCUGCAGCGUGUAGUGUAUGUCAGUGUUUGACAGUUGUGUAAACCACCCACUUCCGGUCUGCAGAUGGCUUUUAUUCUGUAGUGAAAAUAAAAGAACAGGGUUUGCACAGUUAAAGUAAAUCUAUAAUCGCCAAAAAAGAAUUUGAAAAUUGUUCCGGAAGUUAGCCACCUAGCAUCGCCUGGGUAUCGAGGUACACAGCAGGAGAUCAUUAGCCGAAUCGGGGGUGAGAGGAGCAGCUAUGGCCGACCUGCUGACUGUUUACGACGACGGAGAGUCCAACACGUUUAUAGACUGCAUGAUCUGUGACAAAAGAAUAAGAGGAGACACUAACUAUAAGAUCCAUGUGACCACUUUACAGCAUCUGAAGAGGGAGCAAGCCCUAGCGGAUAAGGGCCUCGUCCCAAGGCCAACCCCGCUGCCACAGUGGACCAGUAUCAGAGAGUACUUGACCUACCUGAACCUUAACGAGCCCAUUAUUGGGCUUGGGGACUUGGUACAAGAGGAGGAUUCUUUCUCAAGUGAUGGCAAAGCCGUCCUGCAGUACAGGUGCAGACUGUGUGCAGUCCAGAUGGACCUCUUUGACAUGACCACUCAUGUGGUGGGUCGCAGGCACCGGCAGAAAUACUUGGAGCGGCAUCGGAAAGAGUUAGUGACAUGGGAAAAGACUUCAGAGAAGCAAGCAGGUGUUGUUGCGAGGGCCAAGGCUGCAAUAGUAGAAAAGCAGGAGGGCUGGGGAAAUCCAGUGCCACUCGUCAGAUCAGAAAGAGGAAGGCUACAGAGAAACAGAGGAGCAGAACAAGAGCGCCCACCAUUACUCCGAGGAAAUGUUUCUUCUGGGCGUGGCGGAGACGAGCACAGCUUCUACAAUCGAUCGCAUAUGAAGGAAGAUGAGUACAGGGGGCUGUCUCAUUACCCCGAGGAUAAUCAAUAUAACAAGUCAUUUAGAGAUGAGGUCUCUCCCCACCCCUCCAGUUCAGGGGAUAACCGAUAUGACGCACCAUAUUCUAAAGAUGACAGGCAGCAAACGUCUUAUCGCGAGAUCGAUUACAUGGAAAGACCUAAUUGGAAGGAGAAAAUGAAGGCAGGGUCUUUUUCAGAUGAUGGAUCUUGCAAUCGACAAAGUCUGGACAAAGGUGAUCCACAGCCUUAUCAAGAGAAAUGGUACCCCGAAACAAAUUCCAGCAGAGGUGCAUACAAAAGUGGAGAUGACGAUUAUUAUGAGGAAAACAUUUCACAAAGCAGGUUUGGUGAGUCAGGAAUAGAGUCUUGGAAGCAAGAUAGUGUAAGGAUGCAAGAGCCGACGUACACCACGCUCCACGGAUCAGGACCCGGCGUAGAUAAAAGGCAGUGGCAGGGCAGAAACUUGCCAUAUACGGAGCAAGGAAGAGACCGUUUCCAGGACAUGGAUGAACCUGGACAUGGGUCUUCUGAGAUGCAAGACUAUAACAAAAGACCGAGUUACUACCCGAGUGAAGAUGCUACACCUGCAAAAAAGCAACGGAAGAGUAGAUUCUCUGAUGGCUCAACACUAGAGAUGAACUUUGCACAGAAGAGCCAAUUUGAUUCAGUGGCUUCAAAAUAUCAACAGAAAGGAAGAGCAGCUCCCACAUCUAGUCAGGCCUUUGGAAACACUGAGUCAACUGCAGCUCCAAAGAUGGAAAAUGUUUUGGAUAUUCUGAAUGGCAUCCAAAUUGAGAAUGUGCAAGAGGCUAACUUCUUGAAGGAAAAGUUAUGUGAUCUUCUUAAAGAGUUCCAAUUAAAUAAAGCUCAACGCAGUCGGACUUCAACCGAAUACAGUGACGGUUAUCACGGUGGUAACGAAAUGGAGUCGCGCAGAGAUAUGCAAGAGCCAAGACAUUUAGAUGACCAAGGAUUUCAGGAGCCUGCAAGAUAUGACCGUGACUUUCAGGGCCCCAGGGAUUAUUCACACACAAGGCAUGUGGAAGAAAAGCCAAAAAGCAUGAGGCAAAACAGAGGUCCUGAUGAACCGGAAUAUCAGUGGGAUUCUUAUAGAACGGGCUCAGCUGGCCGGUCUGAUGAUCGCAUGUCUCGCCAUCCAGAUGAUAGAAGAGGAUACAGAGGUUUAGAGUCUGCCUGGAAUUCUAGACCUUUAAGGGAGGAAGAAAGGUUCUAUCCUGGAGAACACCGUUAUCAGCAUGACUAUCGUUCGGGUGGUGAUCUCUACGACCCGUUUGAGCCUUCAUCAUCUCCACCAUUGGAAACCGGCUCUUCCACGCUUGACAAACUCGCCUCCACGCUUCUGGAACUGGUGGCACGCAAAGCGAAUUAAACACGCCCGCUAUCAUUCUGUGUUCAAAAAUUAAUAAGUCAUAUAGUGCUCGUGUGAUCCUGUAUAAGCUUUUUUUUAAAUAUCAGAACACCAUCUUUCAUAUGGUUAACGGCAUACUGAUGUCUGUGCGAAAUUGUGGUAAUAAACACAUUUUGUUCCUCA
Molecule: messenger RNA, 2473 nt
Organism: Silurus meridionalis
Lineage: Eukaryota; Metazoa; Chordata; Actinopteri; Siluriformes; Siluridae
Exons: 15
Coding region: 260-2311 (683 amino acids)
Source: RefSeq, a predicted model, not a curated record